CCUCCCAUCCCAUGUUUUUUCAACUUGCAUGUGUGGUUUGAAUGUGCAAGCAUUUGUGUGUGGUGUGUUCUGGAGUUUGGGAAUGUGUUUUGUGUUAUUCUGUCUGAGCAGGUAUUUGUGAUGAUAGAUCUUGAGAAGAUCUUUCCGACGCAACAAGAAUCGCUUCAAUCGGAGCAAGAACGCGAAAGCUAUGAAGAUUCAAAGUUCAUGAGCUUGCGUUACAAUUGCGGCGGUUACAAAGUGAAGUUGUGGGGUGACUUUAUAUGGAGUUGGGACCUUUGGGGUUGGGGAAACUUGUCACUCUACUGUAACAGCUGCAAAUUGGUUGGGAACAACCAAGCUAGGUUGGCAAGGGUGGCCAACUUGGAUGGAUUGGUUGGGAAGGGACAAAGGUCAAAGUUGAGGUUCCUAUAGGGAGGGAAUCUUUGUGCUUAUGGGGUUUCCUUGGUUGGGGACUCUCUUGGGACCUUCCCUCUCAUCCUUCUCUUCCUAUCCCAACCUUUCUCUUGCUCCUUCUAAUUCCUUGUGAGAUUCUUGAACUUUGAUUGAACCUUUGAGAUUGACAAGAUCAAUGGACACCUGAGUGGCUAAGGCAGCAGAUUCUGCAGGAGGACUUCCGCAGACGCCAUGUGGGAGGCGGUGCUGCCACUAAGACUGCUGAGGGGUAUGGAGCUGCAGGGCGCGGCAGAGGAAGAGGGGGUUGGAAAGGCCGAGGCCGUGGGAGAAGCUUUGGCAGAGGUAGAGGCCGAGGUGACUAUAAUGAGGGGCAUGGGAGCUCCAGUGGCAGGGGGAGUACCAGAAUGGAGGGCACCUGCUGGUACUGCAAGAAGGUCGGGCAUCCUUGGUUCAAAUGAGGUGCAGCAGCCUUCAAGACAGGUGGAGGUUGCAGUGUCAGAGGAGGAGAUGUCUGGGCCAGAGGGGGAGAUUGUUGUGUGAUGUCAUCAUAUGCUAUCACAUUCUGUCUGCCUCCCAUCCCAUGUUUUUUCAACUUGCAUGUGUGGUUUGAAUGUGCAAGCAUUUGUGUGUGGUGUGUUCUGGAGUUUGGGAAUGUGUUUUGUGUUAUUCUGUCUGAGCAGGUAUUUGUGAUGAUAGAUCUUGAGAAGAUCUUUCCGACGCAACAAGAAUCGCUUCAAUCGGAGCAAGAACGCGAAAGCUAUGAAGAUUCAAAGUUCAUGAGCUUGCGUUACAAUUGCGGCGGUUACAAAGUGAAGUUGUGGGGUGACUUUAUAUGGAGUUGGGACCUUUGGGGUUGGGGAAACUUGUCACUCUACUGUAACAGCUGCAAAUUGGUUGGGAACAACCAAGCUAGGUUGGCAAGGGUGGCCAACUUGGAUGGAUUGGUUGGGAAGGGACAAAGGUCAAAGUUGAGGUUCCUAUAGGGAGGGAAUCUUUGUGCUUAUGGGGUUUCCUUGGUUGGGGACUCUCUUGGGACCUUCCCUCUCAUCCUUCUCUUCCUAUCCCAACCUUUCUCUUGCUCCUUCUAAUUCCUUGUGAGAUUCUUGAACUUUGAUUGAACCUUUGAGAUUGAGUUAAG
This is a messenger RNA of Closterium sp. NIES-67, 1534 nucleotides long. Lineage: Eukaryota; Viridiplantae; Streptophyta; Zygnematophyceae; Desmidiales; Closteriaceae. The record is from the annotation of a GenBank genome assembly.